Messenger RNA from Rhinocladiella mackenziei CBS 650.93, 1443 nucleotides. Its product is annotated as acyl-CoA desaturase. The coding region runs from base 1 to 1443 and encodes 480 amino acids. Gene Ontology annotation, molecular function: heme binding; iron ion binding; stearoyl-CoA 9-desaturase activity. Gene Ontology annotation, biological process: unsaturated fatty acid biosynthetic process. The transcript has a single exon. NCBI's taxonomy places the organism in Eukaryota, Fungi, Ascomycota, Eurotiomycetes, Chaetothyriales, Herpotrichiellaceae. Gene Ontology annotation, cellular component: endoplasmic reticulum membrane. The record is from RefSeq and is a predicted model, not a curated record.
AUGCCCUCUUCUCAAACCACCGCGGGCCAUCUGGCCGUCAAGUCAGAAUACCCCAGCUCACAGCCUUCGGCCAUUGCGAAACCCGCCGAGCCCAACAGAAAUCCCAAAUAUGAUCCCAAGAGGGUUCAUAUCACCGAGACGCCCAUGACCCGUUCCAACUGGUACAAGCAUGUCAACUGGCUCAACGUUACCCUCAUCGUCCUCAUCCCCUUUUAUGGCUGCAUUCAAGCUAUCUGGGUCCCACUCCAAUUCAAGACCGCUGUGUGGGCAAUAGCAUACUACUUUGCCACCGGUUUGGGAAUCACUGCGGGUUAUCACAGGCUAUGGGCGCAUACAUCGUACUCGGCCACCCUUCCUCUUCGAAUUUUCCUCGCUGCCGUGGGCGGUGGUGCCGUUGAAGGCUCCAUCAGAUGGUGGGCGCGCGAUCACCGAGCACACCACCGAUACACCGACACCGACAAGGACCCAUACUCUGUUCGAAAGGGACUUCUGUACUCUCAUAUCGGGUGGAUGGUCAUGAGACAAAACCCAAAGCGGAUUGGACGUACCGACAUUUCGGAUCUCAACGAAGACCCCGUGGUCAUCUGGCAACACAAGAACUACCUCAAGGUCGUUCUCUUCAUGGGCCUUAUCUUGCCCACCAUUGUUGCUGGCCUGGGCUGGGGAGAUUGGUUCGGUGGGCUCAUCUAUGCUGGCAUUCUCCGAAUCUUCUUCGUUCAGCAAGCCACCUUCUGUGUCAAUUCUUUGGCCCACUGGCUUGGAGAUCAGCCAUUUGAUGACCGCAACUCUCCUCGUGAUCAUGUCAUUACGGCCCUGGUCACUCUUGGAGAGGGCUACCACAACUUCCACCACGAAUUCCCAUCCGAUUACCGCAAUGCCAUCGAAUGGCACCAGUAUGAUCCCACCAAAUGGUCCAUCUGGAUCUGGAAGCAACUCGGUCUCGCCUAUGACCUCAAGCAAUUCCGCAGCAACGAAAUUGAGAAAGGUCGUCUCCAGCAGUUGCAAAAGAAGCUUGAUCAAAAGCGUGCCAAACUCGACUGGGGUAUUCCGCUUGAUCAACUUCCCGUCAUGGAAUGGGAUGAUUACGUCGAGCAAGCCAAGAACGGUCGCGGCCUUGUUGCUAUUGCCGGCAUCGUUCACGACGUGACCGAGUUCAUCAAGGACCAUCCAGGUGGUAAGGCAAUGAUCAGCUCCGGCAUUGGCAAGGACGCCACGGCGAUGUUCAAUGGUGGUGUGUACAUGCACAGCAAUGCUGCCCACAACUUGCUGUCAACGAUGAGGGUUGGCGUCAUUCGUGGGGGUUGCGAAGUCGAGAUCUGGAAGAGAUCUCAAAUGGAGGCCAAGGGCGAGGUUACUCGGGACAGCUCUGGAGAGCGAAUUGUUCGUGCUGGGUAUCAACCCACCAAGGUGCUUCAAAACACCCCGACAGCGGGUGCUGCAUGA